GCCGCCCGCGGGGAGUCCCCUGGGCCGGCGCCCGGGGAAGUCCCUGCGCGCGGGUACAAGAGGGCGGCGCGGCGGGAGCGCGCCACCGGCCCGCAGCCCCAGCCAUGUCGCGCGGCCUCCAGCUCCUGCUCCUCAGCUGCGCCUGCAGCCUGGCGCCCGCGGCGCAGGAGGUGAAGGUGGCUUGUUCCGAGGAUGUGGACUUGCCCUGCACUGCCCCCUGGGACCCGCAGGUCCCCUACACGGUCUCCUGGGCCAAGCUUACAGCGGGCGGUGAAGAGAGGCUGGAGCUACCCCAGGAAGAUCUGCGCCUCGGUGGGCAGCGCUAUCAGCAGAAGGAGCAGACGGGCUCUGUGGAGGCUCCCAGUGAAAGGCUAUAUUCCCUGAAGAUCAGAAACACUACCAGCUGCAGCUCGGGCACAUACAGGUGCACUCUGGAGGACCCGGAAGGGCAGAGAAACCUAAGUGGCACCGUGAUCUUGAAGGUGACAGGAUGCCCUAAGGAACCCAAAGGAGAGACUUUUAAGAAAUACAGAGCUGAGAUUGUACUGCUGUUGGUUCUGGUCGUUUUCUACUUAACACUCAUCAUUUUCACUUGUAAGUUUGCACGACAACAGAGUAUUUUUCCAGAUUUUUCUAAACUUGGCAUGGAACGAGCUUUUCUCCCAGUCACCUCUCCGAAUAAGCACAUGGAGCCAGUGACUCUUCACAAGACGGAACUGGUGUGAGCAGGAUUGCUGUGGGUUGUUUUCUCUAAAGUCAAAGGCUCCGUGGUGUGUGUGUGUGUCACACUGGACAAGAGAAGAAUGAGCUGCACACCGAAGAUGACAUCCUUCCUGUGAAGUCCUUCACGGAAACAUCUGAAAGUGGAUCCCAGCCCACUUCUGGGGAGCAGGAUCUUGAGAACCAUUACAUGACCUCAUAGCGUGGGGACUACGGGCAGGGUGCCCUCUAGAGCUGGAUGUCCGCGGCUGCUUCUUACCAUUUUAUUCAGCUAUCUGGUCAACCUCUUGGAAACUUUUUCAGUCGUAUGAAAGCUAUGGGGAGAUGCAGUUGGAAAAGGAUCUGGGGAAAUAUGAAUGCCCAGAGCUGGCCCUGUGACAGACUCUUGAGGACAGCUUUCCUCUUCCACAUCUGGGAAACAUCUCUUUGAGUUUGCUGUGUUUUCUUGCACUAGCCCAGAUGUUUUAUGUCUGGGAGAAAUUGACAGGCCAAGCUGUGAGACAGUGGGAAAUAUUUAGCAAAUAAUUUCCUGGUGUGAAGGCCCUGAUAUUACUAAGGAGUAUUAUGUGUACAUAGAAAUAACAGGUCGAUGAACUGUUCCCCAAGAGGGCCUUUUCAUCUGGGAAAGACAUCCAUAAAGAAGCAAUAAAGAAGAGUGCCACAUUUAUUUUUAUAUCUAUAUAUACUUGUCACAGAAGGAUUUGUGUUUUUUCUCCUUUUGAAAUCUAUGUCUACAGUUAGCUAUUAUUGCUAACUGACAAGCAACCUGAAUAUGGCGAGUGAGAAGAAGUUGGAGAAGGUGACAACAGGACAGAGAGCUAUUUAGUGACCUGAUGGAAAUGCUGGACCAGUCAUGCAAUCUGGUUGCUAGCCACCGUUGUCCCACUACCUAGCUGUGUGAUCUUGGGCAAGAUCCUUAUGGUUUCUACAUUCUCAGUUGUAAACCAAAAGUUUGUUGCAUGAGUUGAUUGAAAUAAUGUAUGUGAAAAGUCUUUGAAAAAGUAUAAAGCACUAUACACAUUCUAAA
Equus quagga is the source of this 1747-nucleotide messenger RNA. RefSeq names its product CD83 molecule (gene CD83). Lineage: Eukaryota; Metazoa; Chordata; Mammalia; Perissodactyla; Equidae. The transcript has 5 exons. The record is from RefSeq and is a predicted model, not a curated record. The coding region runs from base 105 to 725 and encodes 206 amino acids.